Molecule: messenger RNA, 2969 nt
Organism: Rhinolophus ferrumequinum (greater horseshoe bat)
Lineage: Eukaryota; Metazoa; Chordata; Mammalia; Chiroptera; Rhinolophidae
Gene: HNF4G
Product: hepatocyte nuclear factor 4 gamma
Exons: 10
Coding region: 52-1443 (463 amino acids)
Biological process (GO): cell differentiation; anatomical structure development; regulation of transcription by RNA polymerase II
Cellular component (GO): nucleus
Molecular function (GO): nuclear steroid receptor activity; RNA polymerase II cis-regulatory region sequence-specific DNA binding; nuclear receptor activity
Source: RefSeq, a predicted model, not a curated record
GAUUGAAAGCCCAACAGCCAUCACACACGCUGGGCCUGUGCUGGCACUUGUAUGUGUGUUUCUCAAUCAAUGAUGAGGGUAUCGGAACCGGUCCUGGACAUGGAUAUGGCGAAUUACAGUGAAGUUUUGGACCCAACGUAUACAACUUUGGAGUUUGAAACUAUGCAGAUUCUAUAUAAUUCAAAUGGAGAUAGUUCUGCCCCAGAGACAACAAGUAUGAAUACCACAGACAACGGUCUCAACUGUCUGUGUGCUAUCUGUGGGGACAGAGCGACGGGAAAACACUAUGGAGCCUCCAGCUGUGAUGGCUGCAAGGGCUUCUUCCGGCGCAGUAUCCGCAAGAGUCACGUCUAUUCCUGCAGGUUCAGUCGGCAAUGUGUUGUUGACAAAGACAAAAGGAAUCAAUGUAGAUAUUGUCGAUUAAGAAAGUGUUUUAGAGCAGGAAUGAAAAAAGAAGCUGUGCAAAACGAGCGCGAUAGAAUAAGCACCAGAAGAAGCACAUUUGAUGGCAGCAACAUCCCUUCCAUUAACACACUGGCUCAGGCAGAACAUCGGUCUCGCCAGAUCUCAGCCUCCAGCCCUGGUGCAAGCACUGACAUAAAUGUUAAGAAAAUUGCGAGUAUCGGUGAUGUCUGUGAAUCUAUGAAACAGCAACUCUUAGUCUUGGUGGAAUGGGCGAAAUAUAUCCCUGCCUUCUGUGAGUUACCACUGGACGAUCAGGUGGCACUGUUGAGAGCUCAUGCCGGGGAACAUUUGCUGCUAGGAGCCACAAAGAGAUCCAUGCUGUAUAAAGAUAUUUUGCUUUUGGGAAACAACUACAUUAUUCACCGCAACAGCUGUGAAGUUGAGAUCAGCCGUGUGGCCAACCGGGUGCUAGACGAGCUGGUCCGACCAUUUCAGGAAAUCCAGAUCGAUGACAAUGAAUAUGCCUGCUUGAAGGCCAUUGUAUUUUUUGAUCCAGAUGCGAAAGGGCUAAGUGACCCGGUCAAGAUUAAGAACAUGCGGUUCCAAGUGCAGCUCAGCCUGGAGGACUACAUCAACGACCGGCAGUACGACUCUCGCGGGCGGUUUGGGGAGCUGCUUCUGCUCCUGCCCACGCUGCAAAGCAUCACCUGGCAAAUGAUCGAGCAGAUACAGUUCGUCAAGCUUUUCGGGAUGGUGAAAAUCGACAACUUGCUUCAGGAGAUGUUACUGGGUGGUGCUUCCAAUGACGUUAGCCAUCUCCAUCAUCCAAUGCAUCCACAUUUGUCUCAAGAUCCAUUAACUGGACAAACUAUACUUCUAGGUCCCAUGUCGACCCUGGUUCAUACAGACCAGAUCUCAACUCCUGAAACCCCACUCCCUUCCCCGCCGCAAGGCUCUGGUCAGGAACAGUACAAAACAGCUGCAAACCAAGCCUCCGUCAUUUCACACCAGCCUCUCUCCAAACAAAAGCCAUUGUGAGGACGCGUUUACUUCUGAACGGCACUGCAUAAAUGUGAAAAAUUACUGGUCGUGGCAUAUCUCAGGAUAGUGCUUCUGGCAAACUCUUAGCCAAGAAUUCUCCAUGGUGCUGUUAUAAGAUGGUAACCUAUUUUCUUGUUUAUAUGCUCAUUUGUUUGUUGUUGCUAUUGUUUAAAACCUUCAGUGGCAACCACUGUACAUGUGAGUUUUGGUGUGUUUAUAUCGUAUGUGUUUUGCCCGCUUCCCUGGCACUGUGCCUAAAGCAGUUGAAUCUUCUGUACGACCUUCAUUUGUUGCCUUAAUAUUAAUUUAAAUCUGUAAAUAGCUGCUUUCUCGUGAUGUGAUGUAGAACUAACUCUUCUCUUUUGACUGAGAACAGUAGAUCAGAAAUCCCAGAUUAAUAGAAAAUGAACCAAGUUUUUAACAGAUUUUAAAUUUGCGAAUUAGAAAAAUAAGUUUCUGUAGAAUAGGGCAUAGAUCUGUGAAGAAGAAUCACUUAUGGAUAUCCUGUGGCUAAAAAGGACCUUUUUGGCCUACAGUUAAAUCUGCUUGUUUUAAGUUUAGAAAAAUCUCCACAGCCAUUCCAAAGGUGACUGAAUAUUCUUUCAAAUCUGACUGUAUUUGAAGAUGUAUGUUAAGAUAAAAGAUGUUAGUUUCAGCAGAUAGGUUCCAGGCUAAACUGUAAAUUGAACCCCCUAAAACAGUGGCUCAACCAAGAGAGAAGUUAAUUUCUCUCUCCAAAAACAACCGAGAAGUUAUCAUCCAUUGACUAGAACUUGGCACCUGCCCAGGGAGGCUGGGAGAGUGGGCGGAAAGCCUGUGCCCACUGAAGCUGGGCAUGUAGGAGACGAAUAUUGGGAGACACAUCAGCCAUGUGUCCCCCAUGUGUUGCUUCAUUUAAUCUUCACAACAACCAUGUAAGAGGGGUGUUAGUAUCUUUCUUUUAUAAAUAAAGAAACCUUCCUUAGAGUGUUUAAGUAACAUAACCAAAGUUUAUAAACCUGAAGUGUAGGAGAACCACAUUUAAGCCCAGGUCUGGCUGACUUUUAUGAGGAUCAUUAAAGCUUUGGUGUAGGAUGAAAAAUGGGAGUUUCUGACUGUGGUUUUUAAAUAUAUGCAGUUGAGGGCUGAUUGAACACUAGCUGUCAUUUACCUAUAUCACACAUGUUUACAUGUAAGCAGGGAACGUCAUAGGGUUGCAGCAUGAUUUGAAACCAUUUUUUACUUUUAAGAAGAGUCUUACCCCUAAAAAGUAUAUUUUAAAUAUAUUAAGAAAAUAAAUACACCAGCUAGAUUAUGAUGAAAACAAAAACAAAUGCGAAUCACUAAUUAAUCAGAUUUUUAAAAAUCCAGCAACCCAGGGGUAUGCGGAAUGUCUAAUUCCAGACUGAGGAGUACAGUUCAUUGGACCUUCAAAGUAUUCGAUAUCCUCUAAAGCUGGAGCUUAUUUAAAAACAAUUAAUGAUGGGUUGCUUCAUGAACCAGUGACACACACCCCCCCACCCCUUACACAUGUCAUUUAUUAG